AUGGCGCUUAAAUUACUCGUGAACGCCAGUCUGCUGGUUAUCCCGAUCGGAGGAAGUCUAGGCGCACUCUUUGGAAUCGAUGCGCACCGAUCAGCCACCGGUCAGGCUCCGCUGUUCUCCGGCGACAGUGAUAGCAGCGGCGGUGGAUCGACUGGGGGAAGCACAGGAGGUGGUUCGGGGGCGGAUGGAAGCACCAGCAACAACGGAAUCACCAACUCGAUGUACUGCCAGGACUCAUACGGUAUCUCACCACCGUCCGAUGGCCAACUCUACACACUUAACCCCAAUCAAUGGGGUCUCCUCUCUACUACGGUCGGCGCAUUGUGUAUGAACGUGACCACCAACAAUAACGAAACCUACCCCACGAAAUACUCCGCUCCUCAGUUCUCCGUCACCUGGAAAUAUGAGGCGGGCCCGGAGACUCAGCCCGUGCACGCUUACCCUAAUAUCAUGGUCGACGGUAUCCUACCCGUCGAAUUGGGCGAAAUGGAGUCGCUCGACCUCGAUUUACAUUGGACCUACGGCGUGGGCAACGAGCCCGUUGAAACCACCGUCGAAUCCACACUAACCGCCGAGACCCUCAACACGAACGUCGCCAUUGAUAUGUUCUUCGACAGCGACAAGGUCACCGCUCAAAACAGUUCUGCCGCCAAGUACGAAGUCAUGAUCUGGUUUGCCAAAUUCGGCGUUGCUACCGACCCCAUUGGAUCCAAGGUCACCAGCAGGGAACUGAACGGCACGGACUUCACUCUUUGGGCUGGUAACAACUCGGCAAAUCAGCACGUCUUCACUUGGAUCGCGGCCGACACAACGGAGCGCUUCGUUGGUGAUAUUAACCAGCUGAUCACCGAUCUCUACUCCCUUUCGGGCUACCUCUACCCAUCAAGCUCUGAUUACCUGGGAGUGUUCUCCUUCGGUACCGAGGCCUUCUACUCAGACUCCAACGUUACCUUCUGGGUCCCCGAAUUCUCCAUCGACAUCACGAAGUCAUGA
This is a messenger RNA of Penicillium atrosanguineum, 993 nucleotides long. Its product is annotated as glycoside hydrolase family 12 protein. The transcript has 4 exons. Gene Ontology annotation, biological process: polysaccharide catabolic process. The coding region runs from base 1 to 993 and encodes 330 amino acids. The record is from RefSeq and is a predicted model, not a curated record. NCBI's taxonomy places the organism in Eukaryota, Fungi, Ascomycota, Eurotiomycetes, Eurotiales, Aspergillaceae. Gene Ontology annotation, molecular function: cellulase activity.